Molecule: messenger RNA, 3503 nt
Organism: Epinephelus moara (kelp grouper)
Lineage: Eukaryota; Metazoa; Chordata; Actinopteri; Perciformes; Serranidae
Gene: dync1i1a
Product: cytoplasmic dynein 1 intermediate chain 1
Exons: 18
Coding region: 272-2233 (653 amino acids)
Biological process (GO): transport along microtubule
Cellular component (GO): cytoplasmic dynein complex
Molecular function (GO): dynein light chain binding; dynein heavy chain binding
Source: RefSeq, a predicted model, not a curated record
CUCCUAGGGAUGUAUCGGCGUGCGGUGCACCUGUUUUAUGUGUUAUCUGGGUCAUCGACCGCUGAAAUGCUCCGUUGUUACCGGUGUCACCAAUAGCCACACGAAAACGUUUAACCGACCAAGUCGGUGGUUCCCGAGAGGCCUCGAUUCAGUGUGAUUCAGGAGGAGGAUGUGUUGAUUUUUCUCCUCUUUCGGGGUGCAGCAGUGAGACAGCAUCUUUGCCGGGUGACACAUCAUUACCAGUGCGAGUGGACAAGCCCUGUAGGACAACAUGUCAGACAAAAGUGACCUAAAAGCAGAGCUGGAGCGCAAGAAGCAGCGCCUCGCCCAAAUCAGGCAGGAAAAAAAGAUAAAGGAGGAGGAGAGGAAGAAGAAAGAGGUAAGGAAAAAACAGUCAGAGAGCCAGCAGAAGAGAGAGUCCACCCCAGAGGAUUCAGACUUGGACCGUAAGCGCAGGGAGACUGAGGCCCUGCUACAGAGUAUUGGCAUCUCACCAGAGCCUCCACUAGUCCCGACCCCUGUGUCCCCCUCCAAAUCAGUGAGCACGCCUAGUGAGACGGGAAGCCAGGAUUCAGCUGAUGGAGGAGCAGCAGGCAGGUUUAGGUCAGGUUUCUCUAAAAACAAGUCCCAAGCACAGAGCUCAAGGACGCUGCAGUGGGACACAGACCCCUCUGUGCUGCAGCUGCAGGCUGAUUCUGAACUCGGGCGCAGGAUGCAGAGGCUGGGGGCCUCCAAGAUCACACAGGUAGACUUCCUUCCCAAAGAGGUGGUCUCUUACUGCAAGGAGACACAGACUCCACUCACAGCCCACCUGUCUGAAGUAGAGGAGGAAGAGGAAGAUGAAGAGAUGAUGGAGGCAAAGCCAGGCCCCGAGUCGGAGCAGCAGGAUGAAGAUGACAACAGGGAAACCAAAGACGGCUCAUUUCCAGUUCUGCGGGAGCUGACAGAGGAGGAGAGGCAGCAGAUCCUGCAUUCUUCUGAGUUUCAGAGUUUCUUCGACUGCAGCAUCCGGGUGAUGGAGAGAGCUCUGGCCGAGGACAGCAACAUCUUCUUCGACUACAGUGGCCGGGACCUGGAGGACAAAGAGGGAGACUUGGGUAGCGGCUCCAGUCUGUCCUUCAGUAGACUCUUCUACGAUGAGCACUGGUCUAAACAUCGUGUGAUCACCUGCCUUGACUGGUCCCCUCAGUAUCCUGAGUUGCUGGUUGCCUCCUACAACAAUAAUGAAGAUGCUCCUCAUGAACCAGAUGGUGUUGCUCUAGUAUGGAACAUCAAAUUUAAGAAGGCCACACCAGAGUACAUCUUUCAUUGUCAGUCUCCUGUAGUAUCUGUGGGCUUUGCAAGGUUUCAUCCCAACCUGGUGGUCGGGGGCACUUACUCAGGACAGAUUGUCCUGUGGGAUAAUCGCAGUCAUCGUCGGACCCCUGUCCAAAGGACUCCUCUGUCUGCUGCUGCGCACACUCAUCCAGUAUACUGCGUGAAUGUGGUCGGCACCCAGAAUGCCAACAACCUGAUCACUGUGUCUACAGACGGCAGGAUGUGCUCCUGGAGUCUGGACAUGCUUUCCCAGCCGCAGGAGACCAUGGAACUGGUGUACAAUAAAUCCAAAUCUGUGGCGGUGACAGGCAUGGCUUUUCCCACGGGAGACGUUAACAACUAUGUGGUCGGGAGUGAGGAGGGCACUGUGUACAAUGCAUCCAGACACGGCAGCAAGGCUGGUAUCUGCGACAUGUUCGAGGGCCACCAGGGUCCAGUGACGGGCAUCAGCUGUCACAGCGCAGUGGGCACCGUCGACUUCUCCCACCUCUUUAUCACUUCCUCCUUCGACUGGACCGUCAAACUCUGGAGCACCAAGCACAACAAGCCUCUGUACUCGUUUGAGGACAACGCCGACUAUGUGUAUGACGUCAUGUGGUCGCCUGUACAUCCUGCGAUCUUCGCCGCCGUGGAUGGCAUGGGCCGCUUAGACCUGUGGAACCUCAACAACGACACUGAGGUACCAACUGCCAGUGUGACGAUCGAGGGCGCUUCGGCCCUCAACAGGGUCCGCUGGUCGUCUGGGGGAAAGGAGGUGGCUGUGGGCGACUCAGAAGGUCGAGUCUGGAUCUACGAUACUGGAGAGCUGUCAGUGGCUCACACUGACGACUGGGCACGCUUCGCUCGUACCCUGAUGGAGAUCCGUGCUAACCGGGCGGACGGUGAAGAGGAGGGGCCUAUGGAGCUGGCUUCAUAGAGCAAGACUCCAAACCAAAGCAGAGGGAAUCAGAGACCAGAGGGGUGUACUACGAAGCCAGAUUAGUGGGUUAGCGAGUUCUGCUUAGCCUAAAGCCAGAGUUUUAAAUGUCAGGAAGCUGAUUAGAUCACCAUGGUAACUUAUGCUGCACACCUACGCUGAGUUUUGGAAUGAAAUCUGCUGUAAAAAGCGCCUUUCACUUAUCAACUCCUUUGUCACUAUUGUUGCAAAGUCAUGACGAUAUCUCUCAGAGCGAUAUACACUCUCGGCUAAGAGAAUAUGAUAUAUAUGCAAACUUGAGCCAUACAUUGGUAAUGCCAAGGAACAAAGUGUUGUAAUCAAAGUAGCCCAAACUAUAUGCAUCACAUUGUGUUUUGUUUCUGCCAUGGGGACCUACAGUACAUGCAUUCAGUUGUUGAUGCAGAAAAUCCAAGCGAGAAUACUGUAUACAACAUAUACAAGUUGUUCUUGCUCUCAUUGAACUACUGAAGGUAUUUGUAGUGUUCUGUGGCCAUUUCCUCCUACUAGCUCUAAAAGAAGGCUUCUGUAAAAUCACAGGAAACAGACGCUAAUGCAAAGAUAGCUUGGCUGUCAAACUUGCUUCGUAGUACAACCCUCUGGUGUGCUUUUAUCGGUGUCACUGUAGCAUGUGCGACUCAAGUCAGUUUUGUUUUGUUCCUUCACCUUUACCUACAUGUUCCUGUCUGCUUCAAACAAGACUGCAGUUUUAUUGUAUUCUUGCAUUUACUCUCCUGUAAAUGCAAACCGUCUGUUAAUGGGUAAACUGUUGACCUCUACUGAUUUGUCCGCCCUUAUUUAUUUUUUAAUGAUUUGUUGCUUGCAACCUGUGAGCCUACAGUAUAUACGACGUGGCAGUCUUAUAGCCUUAUGAAGAUAUGUGUACUGUGACGAUGCUUUGCACUACCGUAAAAAUAAAAGCAGGGUCCAUAGACUAGUCAUGUAUUGUUUACAAAAUGUCAUGUUCACUUUAUGUUGUGCUUCUUUUCUCUGUACUACACCUGCAUGCGACACAUUCCUGAAAUAUUCCAGACGCAUAAACAUGGAGUUGUUAUGGUGACGUUUCCACACGUGGGGCUUUGUGGCUGCUUUAUGUCAGUGUGUCAGAAACUGAAUUGAGCGUGGUGUUGGCACUUUGUCUUUUGUUCCAAACGAGAGCGACGACUGUAUAUUCUUUAAUGAACUGUUAAUUAUCAAGAGGUAUAUUGUAUUGCAGAGUGCUGGCUGUUAAACCUGCUAUGUUGAGUAUUAA